AUGUUCUCUAAAUUUAGUUAAUAGUUAAAGCCACUAGGAAAUAGAUCCUCCUCUGAAACUAAAAAGGAUUAAUCUAAUUAAAAAUCAAAUUUAUAAAUAACAUAAAAGAGACAAAGGAGUGAAUCCAGAGUCCAUCCAAAUGAUGAAUCAAAAUAGCUUAUUUAGAGUGUACCUGCAUAAAGAAUGAAUUUAAGAUUACCAGAUUUAAUUAAAUAGCAAAACAAAAUAGAAAAUUCGACUUCCAGAAUUGAUUUAACUAAAAAACCUCCUCUUGUUAGAAGUAGAAUUAUUAUAGAUACAAAAUCAAAAUAAUAACAGUAGCAAUAACAAAUUUUAACGCAAUCAAUUCCUAUAAAAAGCCAAUAAGCAGAAAGCAUUUAGCAUUCGUAAUAAUAAAAACAAAAAAUAAAGAUCCAUUAUUUUAGUCAAUCCCGACCUGGCUUUGAUGGCAUUGCAGAGAAAACCAACUAAGAUAGAGAACUCUGUUUAUAAUUUGAUGUAAAUAAUUAUGCUUUUGCGGUUAUGGAUGGUCAUGGUAUGGAUGGACAAUAUGUUAGUACUUUUGUUAAAGAAUUGUUAAAAUGUACAUAAUUUAUGAAUAUGUAGUUAAUUUGAAUAAAUUUUAUUAGGUCUUUGAUUUUUAAAAGAUAUUCUUUGAUAUCCAUUAAAAAAUGAAAUUAUAAACAGAAUUUGGAUGUCAAUUCUCAGGUACAACUUUAACUGUAAUACUGCUUAAAGAACAUACUAUUUAAUGUGGAUGGUUAGGGGAUAGUAGAGCCAUACUUGUUAGAAAGAAUUAAAAUUUAUCUAUAAUAGAAUUAUCAAUAGAUCAUAAACCUCAUUUGGAAAGUGAAAGAUAAAGAAUAGAAUCAUGUGGAGGUGUAGUAGAUACUUAUCAUUUGCCAAAUGGAGCUCCUAUUGGGCCUUCAAGAGUAUGGGCUAAAGGAGCAUAAUUUCCUGGUUUAGCAAUGAGUAGAAGUCUAGGUGACCUGGUUGCUGCAUCUAUUGGUGUAUCUUAAAUACCUUAAUUAAAAUUAAUUAAUAUGGUGAAUAAAGAAGAUUUAUUUAUUGUAUUAGGAUCUGAUGGAAUCUGGGAAUUUUUGGAUAAUUAAACAGUAUUAUGAGUUUAAAUAAUCAAGAUUGCAGAAUUAGUUUAUCCAUUUUAUUAGAAAGAUGAUCCUUAAGGAGCUUGUUAAAAAAUUAUAUAAGAAGCUGUGGCUGCUUGGAAAGCUCAUAGCUAAGGCAUAGAUGAUAUUACUGCGAUAGUUAUAUUCUUUUAGUAUGAAUUCUGA
This is a messenger RNA of Paramecium pentaurelia, 1292 nucleotides long. NCBI's taxonomy places the organism in Eukaryota, Ciliophora, Oligohymenophorea, Peniculida, Parameciidae. The record is from the annotation of a GenBank genome assembly.